Messenger RNA from Rhizophagus irregularis DAOM 181602=DAOM 197198, 2701 nucleotides. RefSeq lists its product as uncharacterized. Gene Ontology annotation, molecular function: protein binding. NCBI's taxonomy places the organism in Eukaryota, Fungi, Glomeromycota, Glomeromycetes, Glomerales, Glomeraceae. The record is from RefSeq and is a predicted model, not a curated record.
AUUUCAACAGCAACGAUGGAAAUGGAUGAAUUAUUGGCAUGUUUUUUGACGGAAAGAAAAAGCAGACAACUUUUAAUAACAGAGUAUGAAGCAUGGUUGAAUAAUAUUGUACAAAUGAGUAGUAAAAAAUUGGAACAUCUUAUCACAACUAACAACUUCGGAUAUAGACAAAAUAUUCAAAAUACUAUCAACCUUGAGUUAAAUAAUAGAAUAUCCAUAGCAAAUUUAGAAGUAGAUAAAUUACAUACUGGAAAAUUUUUGUUAUGCCAAGUGAUAAGCAAAUGUGUUAAAUUGAGUCCCCUUUUUACGCUCGUAGAAGAUCCUGAGGGUAAUGUUGAACGAAUCGCUUUAUAUAAUUGGGCUGAACAAUCAGCUAUUCCCGUCAAAAGUCGGAAAAAAGUACUUACUAUUUUUGAGGCAUCAGAGUUUUUACCUAUAGGUACCAAAUUAGUGAUCAAAAAUCCAUAUUAUCAAAUUGCUUCCAGUUUUAAUGCUAUAAUUAAUCCAAAUGGUCCUAGUACUUUUAUUGAUUUUGACGCCAUUAUUCGUUCAGAUAAUCCUAAUGACGUUAUUGUUAUCAAUCAGAAUAACGAGCUUCUUAACAAUAUAAAGUGGUCCAAUAAUCUGAAGCAGAAAAUAAAAGAAGCCAAUAAAAAAUCAGCGGUUGAUGAUAAAAUUUUGUCAGCCGACGACUUUCGUCAAAGUGGGAAUAAAUAUUUUGUUUCAAAUGAUUUUGCUGCGGCUGUUGAUGAAUAUUCGAGUGGUAUCAAACUAGAUCCAAAUAAUGCCACAUUACUUGCCAACCGUGCAGAAGCAUAUUUGCGAUUGAAUCAAUUUGAUAAAGCUCUUAAUGAUGUGGAGAUCGUUCUCAAAAAUGAACCUGAUCAUCUGAAAGCAGCUUUUCGCAAAGGUAAAGCUCUUUGUGGUCUUAAACGUUAUCAAGAAGCCAUCGUCGUACUUAAAGAUUUGGAUCUAAAGAUGCAAAUCAAUACCGAUAAUUCAAUUACUCCAGUUAAGCAAAGUACUAAAACAUUAUUAAAACAUGUGGAAAUGUUGGAUUCUGAAAGCCGGUAUGGAAAAUAUGAUUAUAUAAAGAUUAUUGACGAGUUUUGUGAGAAGGUUAAAAUUAAUCAAGAAAAUGAUGAUUGGGUCUGUGAAACAGGACCGAGAUUAGACCAUGCAGAUUUCCUAAUUGGUGAUAUCGAGGUUCGUCCUGUAAAAAAAAAAGGAAGAGGUUGGGUUGCUAAACGAGACAUUCCCGAAGGUACUCUCUUAAUAGCAUCUAAAGCGUUCGAAAUAGUAUAUGGAAAUGAGGCUCCCUUAAGCUACAGAAGCAUUGAUUUUACAUCCAAAACCAUGAUUACAGCUACACAUUCAGAAUUAGUGGCCCGUAUUGCUCGAAAACUUAUAGCAGAGCCAGAUCUUUGUCAGGAAGUAUAUAAGCUUUAUGCUGGUCCAGAAAUUGAAAAUCUUGGCGAAAAUUCAGUUGAUGUGAGGAAAAUUGAAAAAAUUAUUAAAUACAAUUUUUUUGAAACAAAGGAUCAAUGGGGUAUUAUGAAUUCCACAAAAGAAAACAGUCGAUUAACCAAAGAUUCCGGAGCUGGGUUAUGGAUCAUGCCAUCCUUUUUCAAUCACUCAUGUGUUGAUACAAAUGUUGAACAGUUGAUUAUUGGAGAUAUGAUCUUUUUAAGAACUUGUCAGCCUGUUUUAAGUGGCAAGGAGCUGGUUCUUAGUUAUUGUAGUCCAUUAGGUUCAUAUGAUGAACGAUCUAAUAGCCUUAGAUUACAUGGUAUUAAAAAUUGUUCAUGUCGACUUUGCAACUUGGAAAGAUCUGAAUCAAAAAAAGUCAAACUUCGGCAAACCGAAAUUCUUAGAACUUACGAGAAUUCUCUCGGGCCUCAAGUGAAAUCAUCACUUUUCAGCGCUAAUUUUAAUUCUUCUCUCAUAAAAGAAUUAACCAAGUCGAUUGAUGAAUUAAAAGAUCUGCGAAAAGAACAUCUGGAUCUAGAAUUUCAGUCAUUUAAUAUAAAGGUUGACUUGGCUGCAGCUUAUGUUAGAGAUGGAAAUCUCCGCCGAUCUCUUCCUGUAGCGAUUGAGGUAUACAAAUUUGUGAAAACAGCACAAGUGCCACAAUUCUCUAGUAAUGCUGCCUAUCAAGUUGCAUCCCGGUACGCUAGACUCGAUAAAAUGAAGGAAGCCAAGGAAUGGUGGGACGUGGCACUAAAAGAAUUGGCAGAACCUAUAAGAGGAAAAUUUACCAAAGAAGAGACAAAAUGGAGAAAGGAAGCAAUGUAUUUAGCAGAAAAACUAUCACCAAAAAUGGUUUCUGGUGCUAAAAAUAAAGGACUCCUAUAAGAAUCACAUGAAUUCGUUUAAAUCCCUUUCCUUAAAUUAACCAAUAUUUUUUAUGAUCUGUCAUAAUUUCUAAGAAUGUAUGAUUUUAAAUUAAAUAAAUUAUUUAUAAAUUCUGGAGUUUUUUAUAUAACAAAUGAUAACUUAGUAGAAGCAUUUAAUUCAUAUUUAACUAAAAAUCCGCACAAUCGCGUCUUUUAGGGUUAUUGCAGAUUAGAGUCUCUUCAAGGAUCAAUUUGAUAGAAAUUAAGAAAUUAAGAAGGUUAUUAAUAUACUGUAUAUAUACAGUAGACGGUACACUUUCCAACAUAUGUAUUAUUGAUUGGCAUAAGUAAUAAAUUUUUUAUAA